AUGAUCAAAUCCAACACUAGCAAUGAUCAUAAAGAAAGAUCAAACACACUGUCAUCAAUUGCAACAAGAACAACCAAGCAAAAAGAUACAGGUCUUAAUUUCCUAGCUUCCAAUUUAUCAAAAACAAUGGGAAUGGAGUCGUCUUUGAGUACCACCAGACCUAAAAGCAGGGGAAUGUCCCCUGUUGUUAGGCCUAAAAGCAGGGGAGAGUCCCCUGCUGGGAGGCUGAAAAUCCCGGGAGCUCAAUUCCUAGGAUUUUCUGAUGAAACUCCACCUAAUCUUAAGACAGACCGGUCCUUGUCAGCAAACAGGGGCCGGCCAAACCAAUCAACUAAUCAAAGGCCAGGAUCAUCAUCAUCGUCUUCUUCUUCUUCUUCAACGCCAUUACCUUCUAAAAAACCAAUAAGACGACAAUCUUGUUCCCCUAGUGUAACGCGUGGACGAAAACAGGAGAUUAGUACAAGUAGUACAAAAUUUCAACAAGGGAGUGCCACAACACAAGUUCUUGGUAGCAAAAUGGUUGACAAGUUCAUGAAUGCUAGGAAGUCAAUUCAUGAAGAGAAGGAAAUUAACAAGGCAAAAUUGAAUGGUUCAAUGAAUGAGAGCUCUGGUUUUGGAAGGCACAUUUCAAGAAUUUCAGCAAAUGUGGCUCACAAGCAUAUGGAAAUCCAUCAAGACUUUGGUAAUUAUGGCAAAAAUGGCACAAGUACUGGGAGAAAAUCUUCAAAUAUUAGAAGCAGCAGAAUUCAUAGUGCAUAA
Molecule: messenger RNA, 759 nt
Organism: Solanum dulcamara
Lineage: Eukaryota; Viridiplantae; Streptophyta; Magnoliopsida; Solanales; Solanaceae
Exons: 2
Coding region: 1-759 (252 amino acids)
Biological process (GO): cortical microtubule organization
Cellular component (GO): cortical microtubule
Source: RefSeq, a predicted model, not a curated record